Messenger RNA from Pestalotiopsis fici W106-1, 2220 nucleotides. RefSeq lists its product as uncharacterized. Lineage: Eukaryota; Fungi; Ascomycota; Sordariomycetes; Amphisphaeriales; Sporocadaceae. Bases 1 to 2220 code for a protein of 739 amino acids. The record is from RefSeq and is a predicted model, not a curated record. The transcript has a single exon.
AUGGCUAGCCAAAAUUCAGUACCUACGGGUCCUUCAUUCGCCAUCAAACGCCGGCCAGUGUCUAUAGCUCACCGCUCACCAGCGCAACCAGCUUCAUCUUUGCCAUUGUCUCAACUCCCGUCGCCUCAGCCCUCGACAAAUUUGUUGGAUUUUCAAGACAUUAGUAGAGGUAGCCAACGACAGUCUACAAGCAGUGCCUCUGAUUGUCCAUCAACUGGCGUAGCCAACAGUGAGAAUGCCUCUGGCCUUCCCACUCCGCCUCCAUCAGCAACUUCUGGAAUAUCGCAAUCGUUCCGGGCAAGUCCCGAAUUCCAGAGUGCCCCGGUGUUCUUUGCGCCCCUAGAGACGAGUUCACUUCCAACGCCACCGCCAUCUGCUAAGCCCGAGCAGUCGUACUUUUCACUCCCGCCGUCAUCUACAGCCGAACGUACCCCAGAUGUACCCCCUCGACCUACAAACCCAACAAGUUCCACACGCCAAACCGGUCCGGCGCCUGCAGGGCCGAGACCUGCUUUCACAUCACAUCCAUCCAACUCCUCCAAUGGUGCAAAUCUCGAUGCAGGCACACCUCAUCCUGUAUAUCGAUCCAAAACGCAGAGGUUCCGGGAUGGCGUCAACAAAUAUUGUAACAAGGAGACGGCAAACAGGGCUUAUUCUAAUGGUAUCGAGCUUUUGGGGAAGACUAGUGACAGACUGGGCAGAAUCAUUGACCCUCUGAUGCCGGUUUUGUCUGUAACCAAUCCGGAUUUUGCAUCAACGUACCAACAGAUCAACCAGGCUGGGGCGCAAGGCAGCAUUCUGCCACUUGUCGGAGCAUUGGCCCAAGUGACGCUCAAUGACAAUACCGAGAUGGACGCUGGGACGGCACAACCGUUUCUGGAUAUACUGAACCAGCAACAAGCAGCCUUGGGCACCUCAAGCGGCGAGUUUGAUCCCAGUGGCUAUAUAGCAGCCCUGAUGCAGAAUGGCGCGUCGGGCGUGAAUGCAGACGUGAUCAACUCGUACAUACAGCAACAAUCCAAUGCCGCCAUGGCAUCUUUUCAGGCCAAUGUGACCAACAUGCAAGGAGGAUCCUCUGUGCAGAAUCCCUUUCUGGAUCUCAUGGCGGCAGCCCAGUCAGGUGAUUCCACGCAGCUAAUAAAUCAAAUCAUCCUGCAACAGCAACAGCAACAACAAGCCGCAAUGGCAAAUCUGGCAGCAUGGGGUUCCAUGCCUACCAAUCCUGUUACAGGAGGUCCAUCGGGGCCAGCCUCAUUCGCACAGGAGGCGACACCCACGAACGGCCCAACCGCCGCGAGCCAGUCACCAAAUAACACGGCCCCCGGUGAGCAAAACGACCAAACAUCUUCUGUGCCUCCAGCACAGUCGUCCACGUCUCCUGGCAGCCAAGACCAGAGGCAAGAGUGGACCCGCCAGAGCAUCCCCAAGUUUGGAAUCGGCAAUAUAUCACUGCCCGUGAACAACAAUCUCCGUGUUUCUGCGCACAACGUCCUCGCCGGAGAGCUGGCGGACCUGUCGGGCUACUUUGAGAUGAAGCUCUUGUACAGCAGCCGCCAGGUGGUUGACGAGAUGGCUUCCAUGCAGGAGCUGCGGUCAGAUGACGACAUGACCAUCCUCGAGCCGUGUGCCAUGACCGACUUUGGCAUCCCGUGCGGCGGUGUCAGUGUCUCAUGCGCCCUCGCCAUGAACGAACCCGAUGACGAGGGGCUGAUCCCGGCCAUGUACCGGGUUCUCGUACAGUCGCCAUAUGGCCAUGGCAUAUCGCUGUCUUACUUUGUGGCAGCGGAGAAUCUACACGCGCUCGAGACGGCUGCCAAGACUUUCAUGGUGUCUUCCAUCAGCUGGGUCGACCGCGCGACCCUAUGUGAUUCCAUUGUAGAGAAAUUGGUGGGCAAGUGGAGAUGGGGAGAGGAGACGCCUUUGAUUGACCUGGGAGACGGGUUUCAGCGGGAAUGGAAGCAGUUGACAUUUACGGCAGAUGGUCGGUAUCAGUAUCAAAAAGGUGGCGGCACUACAAGCUCGACGCAGGAUGCUGCAGAGGCAGGGCCGGAAUCUGGUCCUUUGAACGGUCGUUUUGAAGCUUUCGAGUAUAGGGACGGUCCGAUUCAUCUGGUCUUGACCGAGGACCAUACCUCUGGGGUUGAAGUACAGGAAAUUCUUUUGAGCAAAGGCAGUAUGACUGUCAAAGGAAAGAUUUAUUGCAAGAUUGCAGCUUUAUAG